GCUGAGCUGCCGAGACGAAAGAAGCGGGGGGAAGUGGAGGGACUGGUGGCCGGAGCGGAGGGGCCGAGCCCCCAGGCACGGGCGGGGUUGCUGCUUCUUCCGCAUGGCUCCUCCAUGAGGAAGCCAUCUGAGCUCGGGCAGCAUUGGAAGGAGAGUCUGGGACUCUGAAUAUCUCCUUCGGAGUUCCUUGCCAGAAUGGGGUUUUCUGAGACACUCUUCCUCCAAGUGGCAGACGACGCUCGAGACACUUCUCCAGAUGGCCUUUUCCAGGAAACUGUUGUAACAUUGAGCCCCAGACUCUGCUGGAGCAGAGUUGCUGGUGGAGCUGGCAACUACCAUGGAUGAUGAAAAUCUCCCUCCAUCACCACCAGUGGAAGGCAGUGCCUCCCACAGCCCGAUCCUGGGACCCCAGCCCAGCAGAGAGCAGCCAUUGACAGAAGAACCCACAAAAGAUCAGUUUGCCCCUUCAGAUGGAGCCAAAGGGGACAGGAGCUCAGGCAGAGAGAGCAUGGACAGCAAUGGGGACACUUGCCUGACUGAGCCUCCAGAGCACAGGAAAAGGACAGAUACCCUAGCCUGUGGGGACAGUGCUGAGGGUAGGGAUGGUGACCUCUGUGAUUUGUCACUCAUAAACAAUGUGUCCUUGGGGUAUGGGUCGGAUCAGGUGAUAGACUUGGAUAGUGCUGAAGCUCCCAACAUGAGUGGACAUGGUGACUGUUGGAGGGAAAUAGAACUUGAGAGAGGGGAGGCCCCUUACAAGAAGUCUGGCUUGGGAUAUCAGCAGCCACUGGGCAGUGCUCCAGGGAGCCCUUGUCCUGAAGUCAGGCUAUUUGAGGAGCCAGAAGCCAGUGAGUGCCAGGAGGAUGGAGAGUCAUUCCCCUUUAAGGACAUCCGGGAUGGUUUUAGCUCCACCUUUGAGAAGAUUGUGGAGUCGGAGCUGAUGAAAGGGACAUACUACAGUAGCCUGGACUCACUGGACGUGCUGAGCCUCACUGAUGAGACUGACAGCUGUGUCAGCUUGGAGGUGCCCCUCACCCCACUCAUUCAACAGCGGGUCAAGGAGAGCCCAGAGCCCACUGAGGUCCGGCCAGAGGACAGGGAUGGGGAUGGGGAGGAGGCCAUAGACGGGCGAGAUGGGGCCGAGGCAGGGUUGGGAGAUGGGGACUUCGGGAGUCCCCUGAGACACUCCAUUACCAGCAGCAGAUCGGAAAAUGUCCUGAGCCGACUCUCUCUGAAGGUUGUUCCCAAUGGCUACCAUGCUGCCACCACCCAGGACACGGAAGAAGAGGAAGAGGAGGAGGAGGAUGACACAACCAAACUUAUCAAUUCUGUCAGUGACCCAAGCUUGAAGGAUGCAUUAUCAGACUCUGAUUCUGACCUGGGCAGCUCAGAGCAGCUGGAUCAUGGAAGUACAGACACGUUGGCCAAUGGAUGCCAGGCUGUCAACGAAGCAGCCAAGAGGUUAGCCCGGCGUCUCUACCACCUGGAGGGUUUCAAGCGCUGUGACAUCGCCCGCCAGCUCAGUAAGAAUAAUGAGUUCAGCAGGCUGGUAGCUGAAGAGUAUCUCAGCUUCUUUGAUUUCUCAGGCCUGAGCCUGGAUAGAGCACUCAGGACCUUUCUAAAGGCCUUUCCUCUGAUGGGGGAGACUCAGGAGCGGGAGCGAGUUCUUACCCACUUCUCCAGGAGAUACCGCCAAUGUAACCAGGGAGAGAGCACCUCAGAAGAUGGGAUUCACACGCUUACCUGUGCCCUGAUGCUGCUCAACACGGACUUGCAUGGACAUGUGAACAUCGGCAAGAAGAUGUCCUGCCAGCAAUUCAUUGCCAACCUGGACGGGCUGAAUGAUGGACAGGACUUUGCCAAGGAUCUUCUGAAGACCCUAUACAAUUCCAUUAAGAAUGAAAAGCUGGAGUGGGCCAUCGAUGAGGAGGAGCUGAGGAAGUCAUUGUCUGAGCUGGUGGACGACAAGUUCGGGCCUGGAGCCAAGAAGGUGACCAGGAUCAUAGACGGCAGCAAUCCCUUCCUGGAUAUCCCUCAGGCGCUCAACGCUGCCACCUACAAGCAUGGUGUGCUCACCCGCAAGACCCAUGCUGACAUGGAUGGCAAGAGAACCCCCCGAGGUAGGCGAGGGUGGAAGAAGUUCUAUGCGGUUCUCAAAGGAACCAUCCUUUACCUGCAGAAGGAUGAAUAUAAGCCAGAUAAAGACCUCUCCGAGGUGGACCUGAAGAAUGCCAUUCGUGUUCAUCACGCACUGGCCACCAGGGCCUUGGACUAUAGCAAGAAGUCCAACGUGUUGAAGCUGAAGACAGCUGACUGGAGAGUAUUCCUCUUCCAAGCACCGAGCAAGGAGGAGAUGCUUUCCUGGAUCCUUCGAAUCAACCUGGUGGCUGCCAUUUUCUCCGCCCCUGCCUUCCCGGCUGCUAUCUGCUCAAUGAAGAAGUUCUGUAGGCCUCUCCUGCCCUCCUCUACCACUCGACUGUGCCAGGAAGAACAGCUGAGGUCCCAUGAAAACAAGAUGAGGCAGAUCAUGGCUGAGCUCACAGAGCACAGGAUGCACCCGGCUGAGAAAAAUGUCAAAUCCAAGGAGGCAGAGGAAUACCGUCUGAAGGAGCACUAUCUAACAUUUGAGAAAAGCCGCUAUGAGACAUACAUCCAUCUCCUGUGCGUGAAGAUCGAAGUGGGCUCAGAUGACCUGGAGCAGAUUGAAACCAGGCUGGCCACUGUGGAAGCCGAGGACCUCUCGUUGAGGAAGACACACUCCAGUCCCUCUCUUAGCCAGGGCCACGGGCCCACAGCAGGUGGACUGGUGCAAAGGGACAUCACAGAGCCCAGCACUUAACUGGGAUGUGUGGUCAGGCCACAGAAGCAGGGCCCCUGCUGGACUGCCCCACGGAGGUUAGGGGGCACAGCUCUGCCCUGGAGCCCUCAUGCACUGAACCCCGCUGGGCGAGCCAAAGGGCUCGGGUCGGGGCCAGGGCCCCGGAGGCCGAGAAUCUGUCAUUGUCUAGGUGUUGAUCCUCUUCCCUACUCUGACAUCUCCGGGUCCUCAACUCUCUCCUAGCCCCCAGACAACUCCCUGUUGGGACCCUCCAUCCCCACAGAGAGGUUUCUUAUUACAAUGGGAAUCUGCAUCCCUGCCAUAAAGCUCACAGUUGUGGAGCUGAGGGACCUUGGCUCUUCCCAGGUGCCCCCGCCCCCGGCUCUUCUCAUUGGAUUUCUCCCUCUUCUCCCCACCCCAUUCCAAUGCCCAGCCCCUCUCACUGUGGGCGGAUCCUGUCAAAUCAUAAAGGAUCCUCCCCUCCUACCUUCUCUCCUUAAAGACAAGCAGCUGCUGGUCUGCAGGCCGCACGCAGCGCCUCCCCCCAAAAACCUCACCCCCAUCCCCUCCAGGACAUACUCCACCCACCGGCGCCGGUCACCCCACUCCUGCCGCCAUGAUCCAGGCCCAGUGACGUCCUUCUCACAGUGUCAAGUCGUCCCUGCUUCACGCCUGUGACCAUUCCGUCCGCUGAUAUAGGAAACACUGUGGCCUCACACACAAACACACAAACACACACACACACACACACACACACACACACACACGAUUUUCUAACCAUGUAGGAGAAAGAGGAGGAAAAGGAAACACGCCAGAUGGAAACCCUUUUCCCAAGGAUCUACCUGUUAUAGUGUCCCCUGAAUGUGGCCAAAGGCCUAGGACACAGCGUCUCCUUAGCGGUCUGGCACCUCGAGGGGGAGAGGGGUGGUUCUGCAGGGACUGUCCCUUGUCUGUUCCUGGGGCCACUCUGGCUUUAGCUGUGACACAUACUGCUUUACUGUCCGUGCUUUGGAAAUAAAUAGACAGAGCCCA
Molecule: messenger RNA, 3850 nt
Organism: Dromiciops gliroides (monito del monte)
Lineage: Eukaryota; Metazoa; Chordata; Mammalia; Microbiotheria; Microbiotheriidae
Gene: PSD2
Product: pleckstrin and Sec7 domain containing 2
Exons: 16
Coding region: 338-2839 (833 amino acids)
Biological process (GO): regulation of ARF protein signal transduction
Molecular function (GO): guanyl-nucleotide exchange factor activity; protein binding; phospholipid binding
Source: RefSeq, a predicted model, not a curated record